Homo sapiens (human) is the source of this 1492-nucleotide messenger RNA. It is a transcript of the gene ADM, whose product is annotated as adrenomedullin. Gene Ontology annotation, biological process: positive regulation of vasculogenesis; negative regulation of vascular permeability; vascular associated smooth muscle cell development. NCBI's taxonomy places the organism in Eukaryota, Metazoa, Chordata, Mammalia, Primates, Hominidae. Gene Ontology annotation, cellular component: extracellular region. Gene Ontology annotation, molecular function: receptor ligand activity; hormone activity. Bases 179 to 736 code for a protein of 185 amino acids. The record is from RefSeq and is marked reviewed. The transcript has 4 exons.
ACUCAGUGGUUUCUUGGUGACACUGGAUAGAACAGCUCAAGCCUUGCCACUUCGGGCUUCUCACUGCAGCUGGGCUUGGACUUCGGAGUUUUGCCAUUGCCAGUGGGACGUCUGAGACUUUCUCCUUCAAGUACUUGGCAGAUCACUCUCUUAGCAGGGUCUGCGCUUCGCAGCCGGGAUGAAGCUGGUUUCCGUCGCCCUGAUGUACCUGGGUUCGCUCGCCUUCCUAGGCGCUGACACCGCUCGGUUGGAUGUCGCGUCGGAGUUUCGAAAGAAGUGGAAUAAGUGGGCUCUGAGUCGUGGGAAGAGGGAACUGCGGAUGUCCAGCAGCUACCCCACCGGGCUCGCUGACGUGAAGGCCGGGCCUGCCCAGACCCUUAUUCGGCCCCAGGACAUGAAGGGUGCCUCUCGAAGCCCCGAAGACAGCAGUCCGGAUGCCGCCCGCAUCCGAGUCAAGCGCUACCGCCAGAGCAUGAACAACUUCCAGGGCCUCCGGAGCUUUGGCUGCCGCUUCGGGACGUGCACGGUGCAGAAGCUGGCACACCAGAUCUACCAGUUCACAGAUAAGGACAAGGACAACGUCGCCCCCAGGAGCAAGAUCAGCCCCCAGGGCUACGGCCGCCGGCGCCGGCGCUCCCUGCCCGAGGCCGGCCCGGGUCGGACUCUGGUGUCUUCUAAGCCACAAGCACACGGGGCUCCAGCCCCCCCGAGUGGAAGUGCUCCCCACUUUCUUUAGGAUUUAGGCGCCCAUGGUACAAGGAAUAGUCGCGCAAGCAUCCCGCUGGUGCCUCCCGGGACGAAGGACUUCCCGAGCGGUGUGGGGACCGGGCUCUGACAGCCCUGCGGAGACCCUGAGUCCGGGAGGCACCGUCCGGCGGCGAGCUCUGGCUUUGCAAGGGCCCCUCCUUCUGGGGGCUUCGCUUCCUUAGCCUUGCUCAGGUGCAAGUGCCCCAGGGGGCGGGGUGCAGAAGAAUCCGAGUGUUUGCCAGGCUUAAGGAGAGGAGAAACUGAGAAAUGAAUGCUGAGACCCCCGGAGCAGGGGUCUGAGCCACAGCCGUGCUCGCCCACAAACUGAUUUCUCACGGCGUGUCACCCCACCAGGGCGCAAGCCUCACUAUUACUUGAACUUUCCAAAACCUAAAGAGGAAAAGUGCAAUGCGUGUUGUACAUACAGAGGUAACUAUCAAUAUUUAAGUUUGUUGCUGUCAAGAUUUUUUUUGUAACUUCAAAUAUAGAGAUAUUUUUGUACGUUAUAUAUUGUAUUAAGGGCAUUUUAAAAGCAAUUAUAUUGUCCUCCCCUAUUUUAAGACGUGAAUGUCUCAGCGAGGUGUAAAGUUGUUCGCCGCGUGGAAUGUGAGUGUGUUUGUGUGCAUGAAAGAGAAAGACUGAUUACCUCCUGUGUGGAAGAAGGAAACACCGAGUCUCUGUAUAAUCUAUUUACAUAAAAUGGGUGAUAUGCGAACAGCAAACCAAUAAACUGUCUCAAUGCUGA